Sinocyclocheilus rhinocerous is the source of this 1275-nucleotide messenger RNA. RefSeq names its product 1,4-alpha-glucan-branching enzyme-like. Gene Ontology annotation, molecular function: 1,4-alpha-glucan branching enzyme activity. Bases 1 to 1275 code for a protein of 424 amino acids. Gene Ontology annotation, cellular component: cytoplasm. The record is from RefSeq and is a predicted model, not a curated record. NCBI's taxonomy places the organism in Eukaryota, Metazoa, Chordata, Actinopteri, Cypriniformes, Cyprinidae. Gene Ontology annotation, biological process: glycogen biosynthetic process. The transcript is spliced from 14 exons.
AUGAGAGGUGGACAGAUGGAGUCCUGGGUCUGUGUGGAGAAUAUCCUGUUGGAGGCUCUGAUUGAAUUGUAUAUCUCUCACUCUGGUAAUUUUUCCUCAUUCUCACCAGGUCCGUGUCUUUUCUCCCCUACUUCAAAUUCUCCUUCAGGCAUGCUGGAGCUUGUGGUCCUGACUAAAACAGGCGAAUAUCUGUUUUGGACCUCUCCCUGGGCCAAAUAUGUCACAAAAACAUUUGAUUCUGUCACCUAUGACUGGACUCACUGGGACCCUCUACAACGAUACCAGGAGAUGAAUUGCUCACUGAAGAAGAGUGGAUUGAUAUCUGGGCCCUUUCUCUCUCGCAUCAGUUCGCCUGAGGAAAAGAUUGCCUCGUACAAAAACUUCACCAGAGAUGUGCUUCCUCGCAUUAAGGAUCUUGGAUACAACUGUGUCCAGCUCAUGGCAAUCAUGGAACAUGCCUACUAUGCAAGCUUUGGCUAUCAGGUCACUAACUUCUUUGCAGCUUCCAGCCGCUUCGGCACUCCUGAUGAUCUGAAGCAUCUGGUUGAUACUGCACACUCCAUGGGCAUCACGGUUCUUCUGGACGUGGUCCAUAGUCACGCCUCCAGCAACACAGAAGAUGGGCUGAACUACUUUGAUGGGACGGACUCCUGCUUCUUUCACGGAGGCUCCAGAGGAAACCACUCACUGUGGGGUAGUCGACUCUUCAAUUACUCCAGCUGGGAGGUAGUGUGGUUCCUGCUCUCCAACCUGUGCUGGUGGAAGGAGGAGUAUCACUUUGACGGCUUCAGGUUUGACCAUAGGCUUACGCCACUGGCAUUUGACGCUGUGACUUCAAUGCUGUACCAACACCAUGGCAUUGGCAAGUCAUUUUCGGGCAACUACAGCGAGUACUUCGGAAUGCAUGUGGAUGAAGACGCACUUGUCUAUCUGAUGCUGGCCAAUCACAUUCUCCACAAGCUCUACCCACAAUGCAUCACUGUAGCAGAAGAUGUAUCAGGGAUGCCAGGCCUGUGCAGGUCUAUUGAAGAGGGAGGACUGGGCUUUGAUUAUCGUCUGAGCAUGGCUGUGCCAGACAAAUGGAUCCAGGUCCUGAAGGAAGUUGGGGCUGAGGACUGGGAUUUGAAGAACAUUGUUCACACCCUUACCAACAAAAGAAGAGGGGAGGCAUCUAUCACUUAUGCUGAGAGCCAUGACCAAGCAUUGGUUGGAGACAAGUCACUGGCGUUCUGGCUGAUGGACAAAGAUAUGUACACCAACAUCUUAUUGCCAUGA